GUAAAAUGAAAACACUUUUCAGAAGGUUUUUCAUCAGUGUUUCUUUGAGUUCUUAUGAUAGGUCCAUUCUCUUGGUGCGCAACACUAGAGCGUGACGAUAAUGCGAAUUUCUAACUUGCUUCUGAAGAACAAAACAAAAACCGCAAACGAUAUGCUAUGCUGGUCACGGUGCAAAACGGUGGAAUAACUGUUUGGCUUCACUUCAGUUUCUGAUGCUGAUUUGAUAAGGAAAUUAUCAGAGGACAUGGGAUAUUGAUAAAACGAUUUUAAUCUUUAAUUGAGUUUUAAAAUUAAAUUACGAAUUUGUUCCAUUUCGUUGAAAUCAGUUGACUUGUGGAUUAUGAUAUCAUUCAAAUUUCGAACAUUAUGAAUGCGUGAAAAAUAAAAUAUCGUCUGCUUGGACGGAAAAAAAGAUUUUCGCCUGUAAAAAAGAUUAUUAAUGGAAUGCUUAAAUGAAUAAAGUUUUCAAGUGGAUAAUCGUUUUCGUCCUAAUAACUGACACAGUAUUACAUGGGACAUGUCAAGGAGUCAAAAACCAAAUAGAACGUUUCGACAGAAGAAGUAUCUUCUCCCUCCUCCCAUCACAUAACGAAGAUUACGUUCCCCCCAUACCGGUACAUUUCAGAAACGCCCAUGGGUUUGGAAGAAAUAUUCCCCCAAAUCGCUCCCGUUCAUCCAGAAGUCAAAACAAAGAUACCGAACUUGAUGGCAGACCAUGGAUUCCUGUCCAAAAUAGUCAGGGAGCUAGUACCGUUAGAAGAGAAGUAUUUUUACGUCCUUCAACCAAUAGAAGAAGAUUCCCACUCAAAGUAGUGGUCACUGAGCAACCAACGUCGUUUGACAUCCCCCUGAGAAAAAGUAUUAAAGUCUCAAAUACAGAUAUUGCAAACCCUUCCAUACAAACUACUGGUUAUAUUAGAGAUGCCAGCUUACGGAAAAUCCCUAAGCCAAAACUGGUAGACAGCCAGCAAGGAAAACGAGCUGAAUCUUUUCGGGAAGUUACCUCACCAUCAUCAAUAAACCGCACCAUCGUCGGUGAAAAAUGGACACCAAAGCGAAUAAUUUCAAACAUUCCAAACAGCAACCUGAGAAAUGUUGCUAAAAACAUAGAAUUAAAAUUUCCACAUUCCUUGAAUACUAAACUUGACAAACAUUUAAAUUACACGGGUAUCAGAUCAGGAAAGCAAGACGAACCUAAGUUAAAUCCUUCUCCCAAUCCUUCAAGUGCAUUAAAUGAUGAUAGUGAGUUUUCCAAGUACAUAAAUGACAAUUUAAAAGCUUAUGACACUUUUUUCUUGCAACCUGUCGAUCGAAUAAAUUUUACGAAAAGUUUGAACUUAACUGCUACUCAAAGAGGUAACAUUGAUAAUCACCAAAUCAAGAAGACACCUUCAAAUCAAAAUUUCUUUUCUAAUGAUAAGAAAAAAGCUAAAAAUACGCCAGAUAUCUUUAAAACACUUGGUGUAGAAUAUGCGGAUAAGGAAGACAUCAGCACUUCAACCCUAUCGUCAAUAUCCGGAAAUAAGGAUAAGGAGCUUAUGAAAACAAUAACUUUGUUUGUGGACGGAAAAGUUGUGGGUCAUAUCCCCCAGAAUAGAUCUAGAAUACUUUAUGAACCAAAGUGGAAUGAUUUAGAAUCAAACAAAAAGACAACUGGCGAGCAAAUUAAAAAGUCCAACAAUCCCUCAGUACAAGAUGUUGUUCCAUCUACGAUGCAAAAUGAAAAUAACAAUGAUACCUCUGUGCCUCUUCUUCGCAAUGAUACUCCCAAAAAAGAGAAUCCAUUAAAUCUGAAAACUAAUUCUUCUAAUUUUGAGAAAACAUCUUCGACAGAAAAUUCAAAUAUUUUCGUAGAUAAUGAGAAACCUCGAAGUGAAAUUUUCCAUGAUAUGAACUUAGAACCCGAUACCAACCCUCAUCAAAUAUUAGGUGCCAAAGAUAUGACCAUCAAUAAAGUUCCCCAAAUCGUAGAAGGCAAAAUAAAGUACAAAGACACUCCAGGAGGUGGUCAAGUCCUGCCCUUUUCAAAAACGCCAUUUUAUGAACAAAAUAAGGAAGUCGGUAGGGAUUUUUCAAAAGAAAUCAAACAUGAUGAUGUUUAUUUCCCUCCAGUUUUCCCCGAUACUCCUUGGAUUGCAAAAUAUCCUCCUGUAACAGCUACAAAGGAGCCAGUUAAAAAUUUACCGGAUGACUUUAUUUUGUUGAAUACCAGUGAAAAAGUAUCGGUUUCUUCAUUUUCACCGGAUAAGGAAAGACUUAUAGAAGUAAACCCUAAGCGUUCAGGUUUUAAUGAAAAUAAGAUAAAUGAUGGAAAUAGAGAUUCUGUGUACGAUUUAAAGAAGCCUGAGAUAUUUAAUGACCACCCGAGCUUAGGUCACAGAUUUCCAACGCCUCCAUCACUUAUAACCGUUAGUCCUCAUGAAUCAGUAACUGUUACUCACGUGAGACUAAAUUUUGAUACCAAGCAACAUAAUGGUAAAAAUAACUCAACGAAUAAUUAUGUUCUAGAGAGGAAACCAUCUUUGUUGCCUGACUUACCAGGAUCGACGCGUCCAAGAAAACCUAAUAUUAGACUUUCUAGUGGAAUGUUGGCUGGUAUUUUGAUAGCAGCGCUAAUCUUUUUGGGAUUUUUAACAGGAACUAUCGUGUUUGCUGUUCAUCAAUUUAAGUUCAGCUCUUCGCGGGGGAAAAAUAAAGACAGACAGAAAAAAAGGGUUACGAAUUUUACCCCUGAGUAUAUUGAUGAGACAUUUGCGGGAAACACAUAUAUUCACAAUAAUAUAUUUCUUCCGAACCCACAGAAUCUUGAAGAUAGAGAUUCUCCCGAACUGGACACUUCAUUUUCAGUGGACAGUGAAGAAACGAUGCCGAUGCCGAACCAUCCAUCCACAUCCAGUUACCAGCGAAAUAACCCCAUCAGAACUAACACACGUCAAAAUGGCGGGGAAUAAAUAAAUAAACGAGGUUAUUUUGGCGAUCGUUCAUCAUGCAUCGUUGCGUUAUUGCUCACGAUAAGUCUGGGAUAAUUUAUCCCGCUGCUUUAAUUCGGCUACAUCUGAUUUUUUCACGUGUUGCCAUCCAUCCGAUGGUAUAUUGUUUCCUUAGUUUGCUGUAAAACGAUAUUUUUGGAGGCGAGAAUAUCUUGACCUACUGCAAACGAUAAUUUUAAAUAAGUGUUUCGCGUGCUAGUGAGAAUUCAAAAACAUGCAACCAUUUUGAAAAUGGCGUGCAAAAAAAAAAAAGGAAUUUUAGUGUUUAUAGGUUGCAAGUUAUUAAAAAUUGAUGUUUCUUCGAUAUGGAAUGGAAAUGUCUUUGAAUAGCUUUAUUGUGUUGUUUUCUUUUUUUCAAUAAAGUAAUAUUAUUUUUA
Messenger RNA from Parasteatoda tepidariorum (common house spider), 3367 nucleotides. RefSeq lists its product as uncharacterized. The record is from RefSeq and is a predicted model, not a curated record. Lineage: Eukaryota; Metazoa; Arthropoda; Arachnida; Araneae; Theridiidae.